UCGGCGACCACCCGUUAACCGACGACGACGACGACGACGACGACGCUCGUCGUUUCGCGAAGGAGAAAACUUUGUUAUACACACGUAUACCUUGGUCGGCGGAAGAGCCGACAGACAAGCGGUUUUGGUGUUCCGAGUGUGAUCAAUGAACUUUGCUUGACGCGUGUCGAGGCGUGUGCUGGCAAAAGAGGCACACCAGCGACGACCUGGCACAGAUCCCAUGAUGACAUAAUACAGAUUUAUUGAUUGAACUCGUUGAGAAAGCACGCAUUAAUAAUCGUCUCGUAACAGAAUAAAUGACCCAAGAUGAAUGAUACAGACGGUUUCGGCAUGAAGGGAUCUGGUUCGAAGAUGCCCCACAGUCACUCCACACCGGCUGGUGUGGACGGAGGUAGUAGAACACCUCCCACCACACCGCGAAAAGCCGGAAAAAUGCUGGCUGUUCGUGUGCAGAUGUUAGACGACUCUAUUACGAUGUUUCAAGUCCAGGCUAAAGCGUUAGGUAGAGUGUUGUUCGAUCAAGUUUGUAAGCAAUUGCAUCUUCUAGAAGCGGAUUAUUUCGGUCUUGAAUAUCAAGAGCCAAACUUAACAAAAUAUUGGUUGGAUCUGGAGAAACCCGUCUGUAGACAAGUCGGUUUAUCUCUAAUUGAUCCUUUAUUGAGAUUCUGUGUUAAGUUUUAUACGCCAGAUCCUGCGCAACUUGAGGAGGAAUUUACGAGAUAUUUAUUCUGCCUACAAAUUAAACGAGAUUUAGCUCAAGGUUUAUUGCAAUGUAACGAUAACACAGCAGCAUUAAUGGCUAGUUAUAUUGUUCAGGCUGAAUGCGGGGAUUAUGUGAUAGAAGACUAUCCGGAUCAUACAUAUUUAUCAACAUAUAAAUUUGUGCCUCACCAGGAUCAAGAACUGGAACGACGUAUUAUGGAAAAUCACAAAAAACACGCAGGUCAAUCUCCUGCGGAAGCGGAUCUCAAUCUUUUAGAAACUGCUCGACGUUGCGAACUUUACGGAAUGAAAAUGCAUCCGGCAAAGGAUCAUGAAAAUGUUCCAUUAAAUCUCGCGGUGGCACACAUGGGCAUUGUAGUUUUUCAAAAUUUUACUAAGAUAAAUACAUUUAGUUGGGCCAAAAUCAGAAAAAUCAGUUUUAAACGAAAACGUUUUCUAAUCAAAUUGCAUCCGGAAGGUUACGGUUAUUACAAAGAUACAGUCGAAUUUUUCUUCGAAGGGCGUAAUGAGUGUAAAAACUUUUGGAAAAAAUGUGUAGAAAAUCACGGUUUUUUCCGCUGCUCGGUAGUCAAGAGAGUUGUAAGGCAAAAAACCAGAGUGCUUAGUCGUGGAUCGUCAUUCAGGUACAGCGGAAAAACGCAGAAGCAAAUAGUGGAAUUUGUGCGGGACAAUUACGUGAAGAGGCAGACGUUUCAAAGGUCCAAUUCGUUCCGGCAGACUAGCAGUGGUAGGGCAUUGCAGGGCUCGGAGGGGGGAGGCUAUCGUGGGGCCACUCCAAGCAGCUCCCUUAUGGGCAGCUCCAGCAUCUCUGCCCACCCCCUCCUGCCCCUCGGCGAUCCUGCACUGGCAACCCCAGCUCUGUCUCUGUCAUGCGGUUCGAUGACACUGGAUUCUCCGACGACUGUGACGAGUGUCUCAAUGGGCGGGACGAUUCACCGUCGAGAAGACACAGCUACAUCGUUUCGGACGCUCACUUCUAUCGACGUCCAUUCGCCAGCCACCCCCAGCCAGGUCCCAGCUCAGCGGCAGAUGCUUGCUACCAGCCAACAACGGAUUUCAUCAACAGAUGUCGAAGCCGAAAAGCAGGAGACGCCCGAUCAACGGGACAAUAAUAAUUCCGUGUAUAGCGCCGAGAAGGAUAGACAAGCGACGAAUGGCGAGGUCGAGGUGAACAACGCGAGCGUCGUGAACUCGCCGGAUCUCAGUCCGGUGAAGAAUCUGCGAAACGGAGAAGAAACGGAGAUUAGAAAAACAAAGAGAUGGCCGACCGACAAGGCCUAUUACAUAGCCAAGGAGCUUCUCAUGACAGAACGAACGUAUAAAAAAGACUUGGACGUUAUUAAUAUGUGGUUUCGUGAAGAAAUCUCUAGAGAAGCGGAAUUAGAAGGAGAGUCGAUAGUCUCUUUGAUCGAGCUACUUGCUGACGCGCACGGUCCUUGUCUUCAAGAAAUGGAAGCGCGAUUGGCACGUUGGGAGAGCAAUGCUCGUCACAAUAUCGGCGAUUUCUUGUACAACACGUUCUUGAACGUGUUACCUCUCUACGACCAGUACCUGGAAAAUCUGAUUCCGGUGUUGGAGAAAAUGGAAUAUUCCACGCGAACGUCGAAACGAUUCGAUCAGCUCUGUCGAGACUUUGAGUCGCAGAAGCACUGUUAUUUGCCGUUAACUUCCUUCCUGUUAAAACCUUUGCAACGUUUGUUGCACUACAACAGUAUUAUCGACCGAUUAUUGGAUCAUUAUCCGAAGGAUCAUACUGAUUUUGAGGAUUGCUUGGCAGCGAGAGAUAGACUCGGCGAAACGUUACUUGAGGGACUCACAAUCAUAAAUCAAGCGGAGAACUUUGUGCAAUUGUGUGAAAUGCAGAGAGACAUCGCUGGCUUCGAGAAUCUGGUGCAGGAAGGUCGAAGAUUUAUCAGACACGGAUGUCUGCAGAAGUACAGUCGAAAAGGUUUUCAACAACGUAUGUUCUUCUUGUUCUCAGACGUGCUACUGUACACAUUCCGCAACUCCCAACAACAAUCUUCCAUUAUUCAACAACAGACGCAAUGUUUUCGCGUACACGGGCUGUUGCCGUUGAAAGGAAUGAGGAUUCAAGAAGCGGACAAUAAAACCGGGAUGGAUUUUGCUUUUAUUAUCGACGGACAAGCGAAUCAAACAUUAACAGUCGCAGCUAGCAACGAAGAAGAGAAAGAAAGGUGGUUGGAAGAUUUGAAUAUGGCUAUAGUGCAAGCCGACGCGUUGGACGCAAAAGUGCCGUAUUUGAGUUUAAAGUCAUGCAUUUUAGGUUCGGCUGACGAAGUGGGAGACGGAAUGGGAUUAGAAGUGGAUCGGACAAGUUGCGGAGGUGUAAAAGCCUCACAGCGCAGCAAUACCACGGUUCAUGUCUGUUGGCAUCGCAAUACAAGUAUUAGCUACAGCGAUCAAUUACGAGCGUUUCAGAACCAACUCAGCGGAUUUCUUCUACGGAAAUUCAAGAACAGCAACGGUUGGCAAAAACUUUGGGUUGUAUUCACCAACUUCUGUUUGUUCUUUUACAAGUCUCAUCAAGAUGAUUUUCCGUUGGCCAGUUUACCAUUGUUAGGGUACACUGUGUCCACACCGUCGGAAAAAGAUGGGAUCAACAAAGAUUUUGUGUUCAAGUUGCAAUUCAAGAAUCACGUAUAUUUCUUCCGAGCAGAAAGUGAUUAUACUUUCGGAAGAUGGAUUGAAGUCAUCCGAAGUGCAACUCAACAGAGUCACGUGCCGGUCAACGUGAAUGGAAAAGGGGAAUAUUAGAAUUUGAAAAGGCAUGCGCAUGAUUAAAGAGACGAUUGUUAAGAAUCAAAUUUUUCAUUAAGAAACUAGACGAGUAAUAUAAUUAGAAGAGUAACGGGAGAAAAAAAAAAGGUAAAAAAAAAA
Molecule: messenger RNA, 3621 nt
Organism: Pseudomyrmex gracilis
Lineage: Eukaryota; Metazoa; Arthropoda; Insecta; Hymenoptera; Formicidae
Product: FERM, RhoGEF and pleckstrin domain-containing protein 1-like
Exons: 21
Coding region: 307-3498 (1063 amino acids)
Cellular component (GO): cytoskeleton
Molecular function (GO): cytoskeletal protein binding; guanyl-nucleotide exchange factor activity
Source: RefSeq, a predicted model, not a curated record